UUGGCUUUCCUACCGUUUUGAGGCUGUGGAGUUUUCCAUAACGCCAUGAUUUCAUCCAGCGAAUAUGGUCCCAAUUCCUGGGAACUCCUUGUUACUAUUGACCAUCAGUAUGAAGGAGAGCAGAAAGAGAGCACGCUUCGCGUUUCGGGGGAUCUCCAUAUUGGUGGAGUGAUGCUCAAGCUUGUAGAACAAAUCAAGAUCUCGCAGGAUUGGUCCGACUAUGCCCUUUGGUGGGAGCAGAGGCAGUGCUGGCUUCUCAAAACCCACUGGACGCUGGAUAAAUAUGGAGUACAAGCAGAUGCCAAGCUCUUGUUCACCCUUCAGCACAAAAUGCUGCGCCUUCGCUUGCCGAGCAUGAAAAUGGUGAGGCUGAACGUCAGCUUCUCUUCGGUGGUGUUCAAGGUAGUCAGUGACAUCUGCAAGGCUCUUGGAAUUAGGCGGGCAGAAGAACUUUCUCUGCUGAGGCGAUCGGAAGAUACGAAAAAGAAAAAGAAGAAAGACAAGAACAAAGAACCAGUCAUAGAAGAUAUUUUAAAUUUUCCCCACUCCCCAGGGAGUCUAGGGUUGCCAGCAAGUCCCGGCUUAUACAGCAAGACCAUGACUCCCAUUUACAGUCCUACCAGUGGCACGCCUGACUCUUCAACAGUGGCGUGGUUCGGUGACAGCCCACUGGCCAGACAGAAUUGGAACAACCUUGCUUCCAGCCAACCCAGUUGUACAUCAGAAAUGCUUGCUGAACUGUACCAGCCCCGAACUUUAGUCGACAAAGCGAAACUCAGCGCAGGAUGGUUAGAUUCAUCUCGAUCACUUAUGGAACAAGGGGUUCAGGAGGACGACCAGCUUCUGCUACGCUUUAAAUACUAUUCGUUCUUUGAUUUGAAUGCAAAAUAUGAUGCGAUUCGUAUCAACCAGCUGUACGAACAAGCCCGGUGGGCUAUUCUGCUGGAAGAAAUUGACUGCACGGAGGAAGAAACCUUCAUCUUUGCUGCAUUGCAGUAUCACAUCAGCAAGCUGUCAUUAUCAGGGCUGCAAGAUUUCACAACUGAAGCUGAAACGGAUGAAGUGGAGGCUGCUCUUUUGAAUCUUGAAGUAACUCUAGAGGGUGGGAAAACAGAGAAUAUUUUGGAGGACAUCACAGACAUACCGAAACUUGCAGAUAACCUCAAGUUAUUUAGAUCGAAAAAGCUGACGCUGAAAGCGUUCAAGGAAUAUUGGUUUGUCUUCAAGGACACAUCCUUAUCUUACUUUAAAAAUAAGGAAGCUGAACAUGGAGAACCCAUUGAGAAACUGAACCUAAGAGGGUGUGAAAUUGUGCCAGAUGUAAGCGUAUCAGGGAAGAAAUACGGAAUUAAGUUACUCAUCCCUGUGGCUGAUGGAAUGAAUGAAGUACACUUGAGAUGUGAUAACGAAAAUCAGUAUGCAAGAUGGAUGGCCGCUUGCACCUUGGCGUCCAAAGGGAAGACCAUGGCUGACAGUUCCUACCAUCUUGAAGUCCAUAACAUUCUGUCAUUCUUGAAAAUGAAAAGCAGGACUGCUGCCCACCAAGCGUUUUCUGAGCCAGAGAGCAUGGAUAUGAAACCAGAGUGCUUUGUCUCGCCACGAUACACGAAGAAAUACAAGCCCAAACAGCUGGCAGCUCGCAUUCUGGAAGCCCACCAGAACAUUGCCCCCUUGUCUCUGAUGGAAACCAAAUUUCGGUUUAUCCAGGCAUGGCAGUCGCUCCCUGAGUUUGGCUUGUCCUACUACAUUGUGAGAUUUAAAGGAAGCAAGAAAGAUGAUCUUCUGGGAAUCUCUUAUAACAGAUUGAUACGGAUCGAUACUGCCACCGGGGAUCCAAUUACAACGUGGAGAUUCUCGAAUAUGAAACAGUGGAAUGUGAACUGGGAGAUACGACAGGUUGCAAUUGAAUUUGAUCAGAACGUGUCGAUUGCUUUCACUUGCCUGAGCGCCGAUUGCAAGGUAGUCCAUGAAUACAUCGGCGGCUAUAUCUUCCUGUCAACCCGGGCCAAAGACCAGAAUGAAACGCUGGAUGAAGACUUGUUCCAUAAGUUAACGGGAGGGUGGGAGUGAGUUGAAACGACACCUGGGUUACGUCCGCUCAAGAAAACCACAAAACAAGAAUGUCUCCUACACACAUCUCUUUUGAACAGGAGCCAGGGUGUUUGGCUGCUCUGGUCUUAAAUCUUUUUCCUCCUCCAUAUAAUUUAACUCAGGGGUAGCCAAGUUAAAUUGAAAUACUUAAAACCUAUUUCACUCCAACAAAAUACUAUUGGGGGUGGGGGUGCACAGUUCUGUUUCUCUGCCAUUUUAUUAAGAUGCUUGGAAAGCAAUUAAGAUCCUGAUCCUAUGUAUAUAUAAGGCACAAGUUGCUCUUUACGUCCUUGCUGCCCCUUUCCAUGUGCCCUACUGUGCACUGGAGAGUCCCUGCCACCCUAUCAGCCGUCCUUAGGGGUGCCAUUCCCCCACCUGGGGCAGGGGAUCCCCUGCUCCCACCCUUCCCUCCCCCAUGCCCACUUACUUGGCCAGCAGGGGGGCACACUUCCGCACCCACAGCAGCCUGAUCCGGGCCGAAACGUGCCCUGCAGCAGGCCCAUUUCAAGCCAAAUUGUGCCCCCAGCGGGCCCGUUUCAAACUGAAUUGGCACGCAGUGGGCCAGUGCAGCCUGUGGGAGCACUCCCAGCCACCCUUUGACCCCCUGCGUGAUGAUGUCACUUCCCAGAAGUGACAUUAUCAUGCAAGCCAGGAGCAUGUGCACUGCACGCGUGCACAAAACGGGGGCCCAGCAAGGUAGGUACCAGGCUCCCAAUCUCUCGCCAGCGGAGUCAAAGGACCUGGCAACCCUCGUAGUCCUUCAAGAUGCCUUUGCAAGAUAGCGGCAUGUAUGGAGUGGAAUGUGGAGGGGGACCAACCAGUUCAGGCCUUUGCUGCAUUUUCCACCAAAAUUAGUGCCAUGAGAAAAGCUUGUUCAAAAAGUUGCACGAGUUGGCCGUGGGAGUCUUUUCUCAUGCAACACGUGGUGUAAAACAGCCUUUCCAUGAGCAGAAUACGGAAGUUCUGAAAUCCACAAAACAGAAUGUGUCUUCCCUGUGCGGGAGCAGGAGGUUUGCUGUGGGACCUGAUUUAUAGUAUUACAAGAGCACAAAUGCUUACAGAAAAUCACUAGCAGUCGUUCACGGGUUUGGGAUCCAUCCCCUGCACCCCGUCUUUUGAUACUGCUGAAUUCCAUGUCAUUAGUGAUCCAAAGAGCCCUUUGCGUGCACCUGAAGCACUGCAACACAAGCCUGGAAACGUUGUGAGGCUCAGUUGUUGGGGGAUGUUAAUGAAAGGGGAGCCCCAAAAUUGCCUGUUCUUGCAAAGAACUCCCUGGGAGUUCUUUCGGGUUCUGACUGCCAUACGGUUCCUGCUCUAAAAUGUAGAGCAAGGCGUCAGUCCUACAUGUAUUUUCUUGAAAUCCGUGGUAUUUGCUUCCAAGGAAGCAUGCAGAAUUCACAUGACAAUUUGUGUGUAAUAUUUGUACCACAAAUGUUAAGAUUGUCAAUUCUUUACAUAUGCUAUAUUAUGCUGGAUUUUUUAAAGUCUGCUGUUACCAAUUUUAACUGAGGUAUCCACAGAGAAGAAAGGUGCUAAGCCAGUGAGAAUAAAAUGCCAUAUGUGUUAAUGUGUGAUGAGUAAAGUUAUAUAUGUUUUUAUAAGUAAAAGCAUGUUUUUUAUUCUUGCAAAAAUAUCCAAAUAAAUGCACAACUGCAGUGUUUAUUUUAUUUUUGUUAUUGUUGCUUUUAGAGUUUUCCUCAAACUUAGAAUUUCUUAUUUCAUCUUCAUCAGUGGUUUUGCAAAGUCAAUGCAAUUUUUAAGCCGUUUUUUCACAAUUUCAAAGACAUUUUGAAUUUAAACUGUGCUCCUACAUGUUGUUAUGUAGUUAACUACUUAUGUUGGGAGAGCGUACAGACUUUGAUUGUGGCUUUAAUUCUGUACUAUGUUUGAUACUUCCUAAGGGAAGGCCGGAAACAGCAGGAUCUAUCAUGAGUGGAUCUAACCCACAUGAGAAUCUCCUUCCCAAGGAACCUUUUUUGGGGUUGAAUUAUAAAUUGUAUUGUGUUUUGAUUACUGUGAGUGCCUUUGAUAAUCCAUUUUUGGAGGAAAGAGCUUAUAAAUAAAGAUCUUUUUAAACAA
Eublepharis macularius is the source of this 4170-nucleotide messenger RNA. RefSeq names its product FERM domain containing kindlin 1 (gene FERMT1). Bases 46 to 2070 code for a protein of 674 amino acids. The transcript has 14 exons. The record is from RefSeq and is a predicted model, not a curated record. Gene Ontology annotation, molecular function: integrin binding. Gene Ontology annotation, biological process: integrin-mediated signaling pathway; cell-matrix adhesion. Lineage: Eukaryota; Metazoa; Chordata; Lepidosauria; Squamata; Eublepharidae. Gene Ontology annotation, cellular component: focal adhesion.